AUGGAAAUGGUGGGUUUGAGGGUUCUUGAGGACAUCGAGGGUUAUAUGGAGGGACAAGAUUUGGUGACAACAGAGGGGAUGGGAAGGCAAAAGGCAGAGCUGGAUAUGUCCAGGCGUAAGAAUGAGGUUGAGACCUCCAGUCGUAAGAAUGAACUGGAGAUCUCCAGGUGUAAAGCUGAGCUGGAGACCUCCAGGCGUAAGAAUGAGCUGGAGACCUCUAGGCGUAAGAAUGAGCUGGAGACCUCCAGGCGUAAGAAUGAGCUGGAGACCUCUAGGCGUAAGAAUGAGCUGGAGACCUCCAGGCUUAAGGCUGAGUUAGAGGCUGCCAGGCGUGAAGCCGAGCUGGAGGCUGCCAGGCGUGAGGCCGAGCUGGAGACUGCGAGGAGUGAGGCCGAGCUACAGACCUCCAUGCGUAAGGCUGAGUUGGAGGCUGCCAGGCGUGAGGCUGAGCUGGAGGCCGGCUGGCGUGACGCUGAGCUGGAGGCCGCCAGGCGCGAGGCUGAGCUGGAGGCCGCCUGGCGUGAUGCUAAGCUGGAGGCCGCCAGGCGCGAGGCUGAGCUGGAGGCUGCCUGGCGUGAGGCUGAGCUGGAGGCUGCCUGGCGUGAGGCUGACCUGGAAGCCUCGUUUCGUGAGGAUGAGCUGGAAGUCUUUGGGCAUGGGGCUGAGCUGGAGACUUCCAUGCGUGAGAAUGAACUUGAGGCCGUCAGGCGUGGGUCUCAGUUGGAUGCCACCAAUCGUGAGAUUGAUGCCGCCAGGCAUGAGGCUCAGUUGGAAGCCAGUAAUAUUGAGGUGGAGGCCACCAUGCGUGAAGCUGAGUUGGAGGCCGCCAGGUAUGAAGCUGAGUUGGAAGCCAUCAAUCGUGAGGUGGAGGCCACCAUGCAUGAGGCUGAGUUGGAGGCCGCCAGGCAUGAUGCUGAGUUGGAGGCCGCUAGGUAUGAGGCUGAGUUGGAAGCCAUCAUUCGUGAGGUGGAGGCCACCAUGCAUGAGGCUGAGUUGGAGGCCGCCAGGCAUGAUGCUGAGUUGGAGGCCGCCAGGUAUGAGGCUGAGUUGGAAGCCAUCAAUCGUGAGGUGGAGGCUACCAUGCAUGAGUCUGAGUUGGAGGCCGCCAGGCAUGAUGCUGAGUUGGAGGCCGCUAGGUAUGAGGCUGAGUUGGAAGCCAUCAGUCGUGAGGUGAAGGCCACCAUGCGUGAGGCUGAGUUGGAGGCCGCCAGGCAUGAUGCUGAGUUGGAGGCCGCUAGGUAUGAGGCUGAGUUGGAAGCCAUCAGUCGUGAGGUGAAGGCCACCAUGCGUGAGGCUGAGUUGGAGGCCGCCAGGCAUGAUGCUGAGUUGGAGGCCGCCAGGCAUGAUGCUGAGUUGGAGGCCACCAUUCGUGAGGCUGAGUUGGAGGCCGCCAGGCAUGGUGUUGAGUUGGAAGCCGCCAGGUAUGAGGCUGAGUCGGAAGUCAUCAAUCGUGAGGUGGAGGCCGCUAUGCAUGAGGCUGAAUUUAAGGCCACGAAGAAUGAGGCAGAGUUUGAGGCCAUCAAUCGUGAGCUGGAAGCUGCCAGACUUGAGGCCGAGAAGGUUGCCAGGUGUGUAACUGAGGAGAUCACCAGUUGUGUGGGCGAGAAGGCUGCCAGGUAUGUGGAUGAGAAGAGCUGCUUGUCUUUGCUGAACGUUCUGCCAGAAUCAGUUUCUUCACAAGAGUUGUUUCAUUAAUUUUCUAUUAUUCCCUUCACCGAACUUGAAAACCGCUACAGUCAUUAUCACUGGCAGAAAGUUGGUAGUGGAGGAAGCUCCACUGUAUUCCGCAUUAACCUCGAGUACCAAACAGUGUGCGCCAAGAUGGCUAAUUACAAGGCAUGUAGUUCAUAGUUUAUGUAAGAAGCGGUCUUCCUUAAGCAACUUGAUGGUGCUGGUGGUGCCCCUGUCCCACUAUGUAUGUCCAUUCAUCCUACCAUCCUUGUGAUGUCUUAUAGGGGUAACACACGCAUGAAUGAUUUCAUAGAAUAGUGUUCACUCAGGAAAUGCCUUUUCACCUUAAUUAAGUUGACCAUUCGCCUAAGCUAGAUUCACGCCAUGGGUCUCCUGCAUGGAGAUCUUAAAAUGGAUAAUGUCAUGAUUCAGAAUGAGCAUGAUCCUUAUAAUUUUAUAGUCAAUAUUAUUGACUUCGGAUUAGCUGGGAACCUGGGAGCCAAUCGAAGAAUGUACAGGAAAAAAAGCUGCCACUACCCUCCUGAGUCUCACUACCCAGGGAAAGCAUCAACUAGUUUUGAUGUUUAUUCUUUAGGUGAUAUUAUCCUUCACACCUGUGAAAUGCUGGGGUAUUUUGGUUACCCAAAAGACCUAAAAUCUCUAGCUCUGCUUAUGAAGAACGACUAGGAGAAGUAGCGUCCAAACUUAGCUUUCGUCAUGAGUUCUCUGUUAAAAAUUUUGGAAGACAAUAAGAGUUAUGAAUACGACUGUGGGGAAAGUUUGACAGAGUGGAUUGUGCGGAAGUUUCAGGAGAUGACGUUUCAUAGGAAGUAGUUCCUAGGAUGAAGGAAAAGCUCAAGGAAUCUUCACCCCACAGGAACCAUCUCUGUGGCAUACAAUGCUAUGAGGUCUGUGGUGAGUUCCUGGUCUAAUAUAUGAUGACCUGCCUGUGUGAUGGACAUGCUCAGUCACAUCCUCGUAUAUAACAAACUUAUUAAGAAAGGAACAGUGAACAGUCACCUCCACCAGGUGAGCUCUGGGUAUUUUGUGUGGCUGUCAGCAGAAGACGUCAAACAAAAUAGCUGUAAGCUACUAUCAGCACAGUUUGUCUCAAUUUCCUUCUAUAUUAAUGAUCUUUAAACUUUUAUUUCCCUCA
This is a messenger RNA of Cherax quadricarinatus, 2827 nucleotides long. The record is from RefSeq and is a predicted model, not a curated record. Lineage: Eukaryota; Metazoa; Arthropoda; Malacostraca; Decapoda; Parastacidae.